Molecule: messenger RNA, 945 nt
Organism: Sordaria macrospora k-hell
Lineage: Eukaryota; Fungi; Ascomycota; Sordariomycetes; Sordariales; Sordariaceae
Biological process (GO): cytochrome c-heme linkage
Cellular component (GO): mitochondrion
Molecular function (GO): holocytochrome-c synthase activity
Source: RefSeq, a predicted model, not a curated record
AUGAAGGAAAUGGCAGGACAGGCCGAUGCCGGCAGUGAGGACAAGUGCCCCGUCGACCACAAGACGCGCGAGCUGUGGUUGCAACAAGCAAAGCAGGCAAAGGCCGCACAAGAGGCCGCGGCCGCGGCGGGUGGUGGCUCGACAACACCAUCGCCAGAGAACGCAUUCACGACGCCAGUAGUAGCACCACCAGCAGCACCAGCAGCAGUCCAGCAACCACCAGCGACCAUUCCCAAAUCCCAGAUUCCCCAGCCGGCGCAACAAACAGCAGUACCCGCGGCGCUUCCUUCCUCCUCGCAACCAUCGUCAUCAUCAUGGUCCUCAUGGAUCCCCUUCUCCGGCUCUUCCUCCACAGCAACAACCAGUGCCCCCGCCGCUGACCUCGGCGAACACCGCGAAAUCUCCUCCAUCCCCCGCGCCGCCACCACCGGCCCCUCCGCCUGCCCCUCCAACGCCGAGCAAGAGACGGGCGCCGACACGGCGACGGGCAACUGGGUGUACCCCUCGGAGAAGCAGUUCUACGAAGCCAUGAAGCGCAAGGGCCACGACGGCGCCAGCGCCGCCGACAUGAAGACGGUGGUGCCGAUCCACAAUGCGGUGAACGAGCGGGCGUGGGCGGAGAUCCUGCGGUGGGAGAAACCAUUUGUUGAAGGGUGCGGGUGUGCGGAGGGGCCCAAGCUGCAGAGCUUCAUGGGCGAGAGCAAGCGGAUGACGCCCAAAGCCAGGCUGAACACCCUCCUGGGGUACACGGCGCCGUUCGAUAGGCACGAUUGGAUCGUGGAUCGGUGCGGCACCAGGGUGGACUAUGUGAUUGAUUUUUAUGCGGGGAGGAAUAAUGAUAAGGCGGGCGCGGGGAAGCUGAACUUUUACUUGGAUGUGAGGCCCAAGUUCAAUACGUGGGAGGGCGUCAAGAUGAGGGCGCUGAGGGCUGUUGGGUUGAACUAA